This is a messenger RNA of Moesziomyces aphidis, 507 nucleotides long. NCBI's taxonomy places the organism in Eukaryota, Fungi, Basidiomycota, Ustilaginomycetes, Ustilaginales, Ustilaginaceae. The record is from the annotation of a GenBank genome assembly.
AUGGCGUCUACACACCGCCUUCCCGCAGAAGUUUCGGUUCUGUUCGAGCGCGACUCGGCCGGGGCUCUUCCGCCUUUGCGCCCCCAACGGCCGUACUCUGCGGAAGCGAAGUCCGCCAUCGCUGAUAGCACGCUGGCCACCCCCCUGCGCGGAGCACUGCACCUGCUCAACGACGACCUGGAUGCGGCGCACAACCUAGUGCAGACGGACGAGGGCACCCCGCUGUCGGAUCUCGUGCAUGCGGUGCUGCAUCGGCGCGAGGGCGAUUUCUGGAACUCCAAGUGGUGGCUCGACCGCAUCUCCCCCGCGCUCCUCACCACACUCUACGCAAACGGACGAGCAGGAGCGAAAAGGUUCGUCGACGACGUCGAGCGCAUCACAUCCAAGGGCACAGCCACCGCCUGUGCGGCGCAACGAGACGUAGCGGAUGCAAAGGAGUGGCAGUGGAAAGAACUCGUGUCGAUCGCGAAACACGCGUGCAAAGAGUACAAUGUCGAACUGCCAUGA